CCCGAACCCGAUGGUCUGUAUAGUUUUUAACGGUCUAUCUGAGUCAGGCUUUAAAUCUCGGAUAUCCGAAUCCAAAUUCUGGUCGGAUCGGAUCCGAUGAGCAUGUGUCGUACGAGCCAGGCAACACAGAGUGUAAUGAGCAAGAGCUGUGUGAGGCCCCACAUCUUCUGGGUCACUCAGGGAUGGGGUUGGUGUGGGGUCCCACGAUCGACCGUGAUCAAUGGCACGCACGAGAUCGAGGGAGCCUCCAUCCUAACCUUGUGCUGACCGGGUCGCAAACAGAGCCCAUAAACGACGCGGGCCUCCGCGGUCGCCUGCACCAGAUCAGAUAACCCUAACCCUCGCUCUUCUUCCAGCUCGAAGCCGCACUCAUUGCUCGAUCGACCGUCCCGUCUCGGCUCCUGGGAAUUGGGGGAAUCCAACCCCAACCCAUCUCCUCUCUCCCCCCACCUUCCCAGCCUCGAUCCCAAGCCCCGAAUCGACCCCACUGCACCGACCACGAGAGGAAGGACGCGAUCGAUCGAGCCCUAAAUCCAUCCUCCAUGGCCGCGCCCACCCCGACCCCAAUUCCCCUCGCCCAAAUCGAAUCGUCCACGGCUUCCCCUGCCGCUGCUGCGGUUGCUGCUGCUGCUGCUGCUGCUGCCGCCGCUCCUCCCCCGUCCAAGCUCCCCAUCAAGCGCAAGAAGACUCCCCAGCCACACUCCCAAGAACAGGCACAGCCCCACCUCUCCUCCCCCGACCCCCUCCUCGUUCCCGCCCCUUCCUCCUCCUCCUCGGAUCCACCCCUCGCCGCUGACCAGGGCUUCGACGAGGACGACGACUACGAUGAUGGCGACGACGACUACGGCGCCGCAGCGGCCGCCGGGUCACCCGCCCCGAUCGACGUGCGAGCCGGCGGGGCUUCGGCUGCCGCGGCCCCUCCCUUCCGGUUCCAGCGCGUGUGGUCGGAGUCGGACGAGAUCCGGUUCCUCCAGGGUCUCCUGGGCUGCUGGUCGCAGGGCCUGGUUUUCCCUCGCGACCUCAACCUUUUCUUCGACCGCUUCUCCGAGUCCAUGCCCCAGCCUUACACCCGGUCGCAGCUCUCCGAGAAGCUCCGCCGUCUCCGCAAGAAGUUCCGCGUCAUGUCCUCCCGCAUCGCCCGCGGCCAGGACCCCGCCCGCCUCGCCCCCCACGACCGCGACGUCCUCCACCUCUGCACCCGCCUCUGGCAUCCCUCCUACGCCGCCUCGUCCCCCUUUUCGGCCCCCGACGCCCUCGCCCCCGGCAGUGGCGGCAACAAGCGCCGCCGCCCCAACCCGCGGGCCCCCACUGGCCAGGCCCGCCCCGACAACCCGCCUCCCUUUCCCGCCCCUCCUCCUCCUCCUCCUCCCGCACCUAUCGCCACCCUAACACCUCCUCCACCCCUUCUUGCUCUUCCUCCUCCUACCGACGAAAAGGUGGCCUGCAUCGGUGCGGGCACCUCCGUGAACGCGCUUCAUCCUGUACUGGAAAACGAAGAAAAGGAGGUGAAGGUGGAGAAAGAGGAGAAGCCUCUGUCGGGGGUGGGUAGGGAUGAGGUUGCUCCUGGCAUCGAUGUGCCAAGGCAUCUGUUGGCGAAAACCAUCUUGGAUGUGUUUGAUGCGUGCCUCAACGAGUUCAAGGUGACCGUGGCAGGGCAGGGGCUCGUUUUCCCAGGCAGCUCUGCUUCGUCCGGUGCCGCUGGUAGGAGUGACCUGGAGCAGAGAUGGCGGGAGCAGCGGGUCACCGAGCUGGACGUCUUGGGCAGGCGCUUGAGGGACGAAGACGGAGCGCCUCCCACCAUGCGCCCAGGCAAGGAGUUCCCUUCCGGAAAAAAUGAUUGUCCCGUCAAGAUCGGACCAACGUAGUCGGCUACCUCAGUACUCUCAAGGGUAGUUCAGGAAGAUCCUUGCUCAUUCGGACCCGAACCCAGUCGUGUUGGUCCCGAGGCUUGACACUAACAACCUGUAUAUCCAUCCUAUUGAGAUACCGUGAAAACAUGUCACUUGUGUUCCAUCUUUGAACUUUUAUCGAAUGGAGAUGAUUAUGUGCAA
Messenger RNA from Musa acuminata AAA Group (dessert banana), 2051 nucleotides. RefSeq names its product probable transcription factor At3g04930. Gene Ontology annotation, cellular component: nucleus. Gene Ontology annotation, biological process: regulation of DNA-templated transcription. The record is from RefSeq and is a predicted model, not a curated record. The coding region runs from base 543 to 1865 and encodes 440 amino acids. NCBI's taxonomy places the organism in Eukaryota, Viridiplantae, Streptophyta, Magnoliopsida, Zingiberales, Musaceae. The transcript is spliced from 2 exons.